AUGGCAACCUUCGACGCGGCCGUCUCCGGCCCGGACGCGGUGCCCGACCUCCGCCUCGCCACGCACCAGUACAAUCAGCUCCUCCACCUGCUGGCCUCCGUGGACGGCACCGUCUUCCCCGUCCACCCGGCCGCCGCCGCCGCGCGGCGCGUGUUCGCCGGCAUGCUGGAGGCCAGGGCGCCCCCGUCUGAGGCCACCAUCACCUCGCUCACCUGCGUCGUCGCUGCAGACGCCGAGGGCGCCUACGAAGCCUUCAGGCUCGUCUCCUCCAUGCGGCAGAAGUACGGCAUCGUGCCGCGCCUCCGGUCCUACAGCCCCGUGCUUGCUGCGUUCCGGCGCGCCGGAGAGGCUGUAUAUGCACAAGCUGCGGUGAGCUGUCGGCUGCGUGACAAAGGAGAUCGCCAAGGGGGAGGGGUGGUUCCGGAGCUAUUAAGGCUGGUGACCCUCGACCUCCGCAGGACGCUGGCCCUAUCCCACGCCGCUGGAGGCCCUCGCGGCCGCUGGGAGCCGGGGCGCGUUCCUCCACAAAACCUUGAUCUGGAGCUUCGACGACGCAGGCCUCCAUGUUGGGCCGAGGAGGAAAAGAAGGGGAAGAAGGGGGGCACGUCGGAGGUGCCGGUCGAGCGUGCCAUCGAGGACGUUGAUGACGGCAGCAUGGGCGAGGCCGGGGAGGAGAUCAUGGUUGAUGCUUUACCGCCUGAAGUUGUUGACCUGGAACAAGAGGGUAAGGUGGAUGUGAGAACGGAAGCGCACGCCGUGGUGCAGGAUGUCGUGGUGUCCGAAGCACAUGAGGUGCCGGAACCAGAGGUGAAGAGUGAGGAGGUGGUGGUCCGAGACACAACCAAGGUGCAUCCUGCGCAUCAACCAGAGACGAAGGCCGAUGAGGUGCUGGUCAGGGAUACGGACACGGCUGUUGUGGUGCAGGAAAUGGAAGCAAAGGGUGAGGUGUCACGGUCUCGUGAGGCAGCUGGUGCGCAGACUACAGAGGCGGGCUACUUUUGUUGCUGGUGGUACGGGGGCAGGCAGUGGCGGUGGCUGUUGCUUAGAUGUCUUUGCUGGUUCAGAGAGAUAGAUGGAGUAUGAUGAUUGCAUUAAGGAUUGUGAUACGGUUGUUGAGAGGGGAAGAGAACUUCAUGCUAACUGUGCUGACUUCAAGAUGGUCUCAAGGGCACUGGCAAGGAAAGCAACUGCUCUUGUCAAACUUGCCAAGUCUUCCAAAGACUACGAUGUUGCCAUUGAUUCCAGAAGGCUCUAACUGAGCAUCAAACCCAGGUACCCUGAAAAGACUAAAUGAUGCUAAACGAGCAAAGAAGGAGCUCAAGCAACAAGAGUAUUAUGAUCCAUAAAAAGCUGAUGAGGAGCGAGAGAAAG
Triticum dicoccoides is the source of this 1371-nucleotide messenger RNA. RefSeq lists its product as uncharacterized. Gene Ontology annotation, molecular function: protein binding; ribonuclease P activity. Lineage: Eukaryota; Viridiplantae; Streptophyta; Magnoliopsida; Poales; Poaceae. Gene Ontology annotation, biological process: tRNA 5'-leader removal. The record is from RefSeq and is a predicted model, not a curated record. The coding region runs from base 1 to 1083 and encodes 360 amino acids. The transcript is spliced from 4 exons.